Messenger RNA from Hemiscyllium ocellatum (epaulette shark), 1068 nucleotides. It is a transcript of the gene prdm12b, whose product is annotated as PR domain containing 12b. NCBI's taxonomy places the organism in Eukaryota, Metazoa, Chordata, Chondrichthyes, Orectolobiformes, Hemiscylliidae. Gene Ontology annotation, biological process: neurogenesis. Gene Ontology annotation, molecular function: histone methyltransferase binding. The transcript is spliced from 5 exons. Gene Ontology annotation, cellular component: nucleus. The coding region runs from base 1 to 1068 and encodes 355 amino acids. The record is from RefSeq and is a predicted model, not a curated record.
AUGGGGUCUGUGCUCCAGUCUGAAGCGCUGGCUCUGAGAGGCGGCUUCAAGCCGCCCGGCUUCUCGCUGGCGGAGAUGAUCACCUCUGACAUCCUGCACAGCUUUCUGUACGGCAGGUGGAGGAACGUCCUGGGAGAGCAACUUUUCGAGGACCGAAGUAACAACGGCGGGCAGAAAAUCGCCUUCACCGCCGAGGCACUCGCUCAGUCCUUCACCGGAGAAGUUCAGAAGUUGUCUAGCCUCGUGCUUCCUUCCGAGGUGAUCAUAGCGCAGAGCUCGAUCCCUGGGGAGGGCCUGGGCAUCUUCUCCAAGACCUGGAUUAAACCCGGCACCGAGAUGGGGCCCUACACCGGCAGAGUUAUCUCCCCGGAACAUGUGGAUCUCUUCAAAAACAACAACCUGAUGUGGGAGGUCUUCAAUGAGGAUGGCACGGUGCGGUACUUUAUUGAUGCCAGCCAGGAGGACCACAGGAGCUGGAUGACGUACAUCAAAUGCGCUAGGAACGAGCAGGAGCAGAACCUGGAAGUGGUUCAGAUCGGGAACAACAUUUACUACAAGACCACAGAGACAAUCCCACCAGACCAGGAGCUGCUGGUCUGGUAUGGAAAUACACAGAACACAUUCCUCGGCAUCCCAGGAGUUCCAGGGCUGGAGGAAGAACAUAGGAAAAAGACUAAAGACGAUGAGCUGAACGCAGGGGACGGUGCUGGGGGCAGCAGCGCGGGACGCAUGCGCUGUGUCAUCUGCUACCGCGGCUUCAACUCGCGGAGCAACCUGCGCUCGCACAUGCGCAUCCACACCCUGGACAAGCCCUUCAUCUGCCGCUUCUGCAAUCGCCGCUUCAGCCAGUCGUCCACGCUGCGGAACCACGUGCGCCUGCACACGGGCGAGCGGCCCUACAAGUGCCAGGUGUGUCAGAGUGCCUACUCCCAGCUGGCCGGGCUCCGCGCCCACCAGAAGAGCGCCAGGCACCGGCCGCCCCCGGCCUCCCUGCAGCCCCACUCCCCGCCCCUGGCAGUGCCACACUCCGCCAGCCUGGCGCACCACAUCCCCACCAUGGUGCUGUGA